Molecule: messenger RNA, 2774 nt
Organism: Pocillopora meandrina
Lineage: Eukaryota; Metazoa; Cnidaria; Anthozoa; Scleractinia; Pocilloporidae
Source: the annotation of a GenBank genome assembly
CGCUCUGAAGAAGGGACCACCGCUUGAGACGUAAGCCUUUAAACUCUUUACGGUGGCCAAUUUACGUUUUCAACUCUAUUGUAGAUAUCUUCUGACUUUCUUGAGUUUCUCCAAGCUAUGGAUACAAAGGAAGAUAACAGUGGUGAGAAGGGACUGUUAAAAGUAAGCAUAACUCUUUCUUUAGCUCCGAUUAACAGAUCAAACUGUAAAUAUUCUGUCGAUAAAUUCAAGGAAAUUUACCCCUUUCGAACUGUACUUCUUCUUUUCAGCAAGUUAAAGCCUUAUUGUCUCAAUUGAUCCUCGGUUGCUUAAGCUAACUUGGUCGAUACGAGUGUCGAUAUUUGAUUUCAAAUCUCCUCCUGAAGUCAAGGGAAGUUUUCCGUUUUACCGAGUUCAUGCUAUCAUGCUAUCUAUUGCGCGAUCGAUGCCCGAUCCUUCGAGUAAUCUUGAACUCGUUAGUGGUGGAGAUUUCCAAAGGGAAACUCGGCAAUCCCUCGAUAGAAUACCACAAGAAAAUAUGCACUUUAUUUAAAAACUAGCAAGCUAGGAACCUGGAAAAAUGGCUUACUGUAAUUUGUGAAACGAAACGAAAUGAAAAAUUUAUGAUUUGCGAGAUGGAAAUAUGCUAAUGAUUUGCAAAAUAGAAAUCACGAAUUACAGAAUUUCAUUUCGCAAAUUACAUAUUUCUUUCAUGGCUGUUUUAAAAUUGAAAAGCCGAGAUAUCGAAGAGAUGAUAUCUCGAUCGUUUGCCUUCGUUGUGGACCUGAAGAAGUUCUAUUCCUGAAAGAACUUGGUAUUGCACGUGGUUCGAGCGAGUUUCCCUUUUUUAACUCGUGAGUUGCGCGCAUGUGAAAGAGCGAGUUAUAGAUACGAUGUAGGGAAUAGCACUCGCUCGCUCGCUCGAUUGGUCGACUCCUGUAAACUUUUUUUCGAUUUUAGGCUUUUGAGUGAAUUUGAUAGUUUUUGGCAAGCAAUAAACAAACGAAAUGGCGACCUUUGUUGCUAAGAAUAGUGGUGGGGCGAAAAAGAAGCCAAUGAUAAUCUUAAAAGAGUGUUUUUUUUCGUUUUAGUUUCAACAAGCGGCGCCAGCGACUGGCAGGCAUGCAAGGAUUCACACUGAAAUAACAGAACAACCUUCGUUUUUCAUAAAAUUGUAAUUCACAAUCCUUGAACUUGAAAACCAUCCGAAGAUUCAUUGAAAAUAUCACUUACUGCGAAGCGCACGGAGUUUACAGAUGUUCAAAAGCUUUUUCUGUUAUGGCGUGAGAUUAAGGACAAAAUCGAUCAUUACGUUUCGUAUCGUGUGUUUUUCCUGUGUGAAGCAACAAAAGAUGCCGGCUACUGACGAAAUUACAAGUUAACACGAAAAUCAAAUAACACCUAAACAAACAAUUUUAGCUACCGAUUUUCAGUAAAUUUUUAACGAACAAUUUUCUUUUAAGUUUCAAGGCAAUUUGAAGAUUCAAAAUACAUAUUACGUACUAAAAUACGAAAGUUAUACACCACAAAAUUGAUAAAUAGGCCUGAAAUGAAAUUCUAUCUUGUUAUUGAUUAUACGUUGCCUAGCACGUGACUAAAAUCUACCUAGGCGGAGAUCCAAAAUGACGGUGGCAGUCUUGGCUUAUUUAUAUCACUCAAAACUCGUGCCUUUUUGUCUCAUUUGAUAAAGAGGGAAUCGUUAAUGUUUUCAUUAAGACAGUAUUGCCUUGAUUUUCUAAUAUUUACAAUGAUAGACAGUAAAUUUCACUUUUCACCCACAUUUACUUCCAACCUUUUCUUUUGAACCAGAAACAAAAAUGAUAUACGUUUAAAACACAUGACAUCAUCCACCCUUGUCAAAUGUAAUAGCAUUAUCAUUUCAAUUGUAAUGCCUUCUUAUCCCAACGUUACUUUGUUUCUUUGCUACAUUAGCGAACACUGAACUACUGCUCGUACUCUAGAUACGACAAUCAACCAUAAAAUUUCCUAAACCAGAUAACAUUAAACAUAAUCCAAAAAAUCAUGCGUCAAUUCACGAGUUUGCUCAUAGAGCACUUUGAUUUUUCCUUGGCCCGAUGGUUUUCUAAGGAUUUUUAUCUACGAUUAUUGAAAAUUUCAGGGUUUUCCGGAAGAAUUGAGAAUUAAAAUGAAGAAAAUAAGUGUUGCCUUUAGUUUUUCUUCCCCCAAUGGUUCUCUUAGGAUAUGUAUGUAUUAAUAUUUUAAAUGUUCAGGGGUUUCCGUGGGAUUAAAAAUCAGAGUAAAGAUAAUAAGUGUUGCCCCUUUUUUUUCUUCCCCCAAUGGUUUUCUUAUGAUAUUUAUGUACUAUUAUUUAAAAAUUUCAGGGGUUUCCUGAAGAAGCAAUAAUCAAAGUGAAGCAAAUAAACCCAUAUAUCCUUGGAGAGAUGAUUUAUAACCUGGGGAAAGGAAAAGCAUCCUCAAAUCUCAGUGAAUUUGAGCAGACGAAAGUCAAAUUUUUAAAAGCAGCCAUCCAUUCCAUUUCACAAGUAUUGGAUGAUGGAGCUGAUCUUGAAAAUGCAGUUUUCAUCGUUGCCCUUCCAGGCCUCCAGUUCGCCCUCAAAUCUGGAGCAGGUGAUUGGGAAUACUAUUUUUCCCAAGACGACAACAACAAAAUCAUCAGGAAAUGUACCAGAAAGCCUUGGGUGUACUAUGUCUGGGACGGGAUCAAAUUCACUUAUACUAUAAUCCCCCAAAUCUUGUCAACUCUACUUUCAAUUUUAAUAGCAGUUCAAAAUUUAAUGAACACUUGUGGAGACACCCAGGGAAAGAACAAGUAA